Messenger RNA from Phyllostomus discolor (pale spear-nosed bat), 2262 nucleotides. Its product is annotated as myosin-9-like. The transcript has 14 exons. The coding region runs from base 1 to 2262 and encodes 753 amino acids. NCBI's taxonomy places the organism in Eukaryota, Metazoa, Chordata, Mammalia, Chiroptera, Phyllostomidae. The record is from RefSeq and is a predicted model, not a curated record. Gene Ontology annotation, cellular component: myosin complex.
AUGCAGGCCCUGGAGCAGCAGAUGGAAGGGGUGAGGGCCCAGCUCCAGGAGCUGGAGGAUGAGCUUUAUGCCAUUGAGGUAGCCAACCUGUGGCAAGAGGUGAAGCUUCUGGCCUUGAAGGUGCAGGACCUAAGGGCAGAGCUGGAGAAGGAGAGGACCCAGCGCUCAAUGGCUGUGGCUGCUAGGAAGAAGCUGGAGAUGGACCUGAAGGACCUGCAGGCCCAGAUUGACUCACCCAACAAGAACAAUGACGAAGACACUGAAGAGGUUCAGAAGCUGCAGGCCCAGAUGAAGGACUGCAUGAGGAAACUGCCGGGGGUGCAAUCCUCCCUUGACGAGAUGCUGGCGAAGGCCAAGGAGAACCGGAAGAAGCGGAAGAGCAUGGAGGCCAAGAUGAUUCAUCUGCAGGAGGUGAAAGGCAACCUUGAGAAGGACAAGCAGACCCUGGAGCAUGAGCGAGGGGAGCUGGCCAAGGAGGUGAAGGUCCUCCUGCAGGGAAAACAGGACUCAGAGCACAGGCGGCAGAAAGCAGAGGCCCAGCUGCAGGAGCUGCAGGUGAAGUUCAAGGAGGAAGAGCAAGUGCGCACACAGCUGCAGGUGGAGCUGGAAAGAGUGACGGGCCUUCUGAGGCAGUCUGACAGGAAGUGCAGCCAGCUCACUAAGGACGUCUCCACUGUGGAGUCCCAGCUGCAGGACACACAGGAGCUGCUGUGGCAAGUGGACUGGCAGAAGCAGGGCCUGAUCACCCAACUGCAGCAGGUGGAAGAGGAGAGGAGGUCCCUGAAGAAGCAGCUGGAGCAGGAGGAGGAGGCCAAGCACAACCUGGAGAAGCAGGUGAGUGACUUGAAGAAGAAGAUGGAGCAUGGUGUAAGGUGCCUCGAGAUUGCCAAGGAAGACAAGAGCACACUGGAGAAGGACAUGGAGGGGCUGAGACAGCGCUACAAGGAGAAGGUGGCCGCCUACGACAAGCUGGAGAAGGACAGGACACGGCUGCAGCAGGAGCGGCAGAGACUGUCUGACCUGGAGAAGAAGCAAGUAAAGUUUGACCAGCUCCUGGCCAAGGAGAAGACCAUCUCAGCCCAGUAUGCCGAGGAGCGGGACCGGGCUAAGGCAGAAGCCCGUGAGAGGGAGACCAAGGCGCUGUCACUGGCCCGGGCCCUGGAGGAGGCCAUGGAGCAGAAGGCAGAGCUGGAGCAGCUCAACAAGCAGUUCUGCACGGAGAUGGAGGACCUCAGGAGCUCCAAGGAGGACCUGGGCAACACAGACACUGAAGCAGGGAUCUCGGGGGCCUCUUGUCCCUCUGCUCAUGACUCUGGUUCCUUCGGGUGGCAGGUCCAUGAGCUGGAGAAGUCGAAGCGGGCCCUGGAGCAACAAGUCAAAGAGAUGAAGACCCAGCUCGAGGAGCUGGAGGACCACCUUCAGGCCACCGAGGAUGCCAAGCUUCAGCUGGAAGUGAACCUGCAGGCCAUGAAAGCCCAGUUUGAGAGAGACCUGCAGGGCCGGGAUGAGCAGAGUGAGGAGAAGAAGAAGCAGCUGGUGAGACAGGUGCGGGAGAUGGAGGCAGAGCUGGAGGAUGAGAGGAAGCAGCGCUCUAUGGCCAUGGCUGCUCGGAAGAAGCUGGAGAUGGACCUGAAGGACCUGAAGGCCCAGAUUGACACUGCCAACAACGACCGUGACGAAGCCAUCAAACAGCUACGGAAGGUGCAGGCCCAGAUGAAAGACUACAUGCGUGAGCUGGACGACAGGUGUGCGUCCAAUGAAGAGAUCCUGGCACAGGCCAAGAAGAACGAGAAAAAGCUGAAGAGCAUGGAGGCUGAGAUGAUUCAGCUGCAGGAGGAACUGGCAUCUGCUGAGCGUGCCAAGCGUCAGGCCCAGCAGGAGCGGGACGAGCUGGCCGAUGAGAUUGCCCACAGCAGUGGCAAAGGGGCCCUGGCAUUGGAGGAGAAGCAGCGCCUGAAGGCUCGCAUCACCCAGCUGGAGGAGGAGCUGGAGGAGGAGAAGGACAACACGGAGCUGGUGAUCGACAGGCUAAAGAAGGCCAACCUGCAGAUUGAUCAGAUCAACACUGACCUGAACCUGGAGCGCAGCCACGCUCAGAAGAACGAGGAUGCCAGGCAGCAGCUGGAGUGCCAGAACAAGGAGCUCAAGGUCAAGCUGCAGGAGAUGGAGGGCACUGUCAAGUCCAAGUACAAGGCCUCCAUCACUGCCCUGGAGGCCAAGAUCGCACAACUGGAAGAGCAGCUGGAAAAGGAGAUCAAGUAG